Anopheles stephensi (Asian malaria mosquito) is the source of this 8593-nucleotide messenger RNA. RefSeq names its product pituitary homeobox homolog Ptx1 (gene Ptx1). The coding region runs from base 1586 to 3058 and encodes 490 amino acids. Gene Ontology annotation, cellular component: nucleus. The record is from RefSeq and is a predicted model, not a curated record. Lineage: Eukaryota; Metazoa; Arthropoda; Insecta; Diptera; Culicidae. The transcript has 6 exons. Gene Ontology annotation, biological process: anatomical structure morphogenesis; regulation of transcription by RNA polymerase II. Gene Ontology annotation, molecular function: RNA polymerase II cis-regulatory region sequence-specific DNA binding; DNA-binding transcription factor activity, RNA polymerase II-specific.
GUUGGUGUCUAAAUGAACCAAUUGCAGCCUCCCCAAUGGUGAUGCACAGUGUGCGAGAGAACGAGAGAAAAAAGCGAGAGUGAGGGCGAUUGGAACAAACCGUUCAAGCAGUAGUCAUCCUCGAAGGGCUAGGAAGGGCUCUAUUGCUUUCUUGCUCUCGCUCGCGUGUUUUUGGCUUCUCUCUCACGACCAACCAAAGGCGCGCGUGUGAGCGCGUGCGGUGCGAGAGCGAUAGCGUGUUCGAAGCGAGAGAACUGUGGUGGCUAGAGAAUAUCAUCAUCUCUUUCUGCUAAACUGCUUGGUUGCUGUAGUACGGCGUGCUAUGCUGUGCUACGGGCCCCAUAUACACACAUGCGGCGUAUAAUUCGUCCCGUUUGGUUGGUCUCGUCGGUGCUUGAUCUAUCGUUACGCUUCAUACGUGUCGACGUACGCCAGCCGGACCGCUGCUGCAUACGAGAGCGCCAAAUCUACUUUUAAAGUCAACGCAACGCAAAUCGUCGUCAAACCAGUGUACAGUGUCACCGUAAAGUGUUGCGGUGCGGAGUGCGUAAUUUAGCUGCUGGCCCUGAUUUUUUCGGCCGCUGUGCGAUUUUGUUUGGCCUGUGAUUAAGUGGAGUUUUUCUUUGUUGUUGUUGUCGUCGCUGCUGCGGCUGGGUGUUCUUGUGAAGUUACUUACACAAACACACACACAAACCCUAAGGAGGCAGGACGGGUACGAGCAAUAGGAAAUAGUAAUAACAAUUAAGGAAAGGGUAGAGAAAAGAAGAAAAAAAAAACAAUAUUAAGUUGGAUUUAAGUGAUCGGAAAUGUGUGCGCGUUCGCAUUAAGCGCUUAUUAAGCAGCAUCUACAAAGCACUGCAGCACUGCUGGAACACUGGUAGCGCACAGAAACCAUGCGAAACGUAAACAAAACAGACAGAACACAACCGUAAAGAAGUAAGCGACCGUGUCGUGUUCGUUGCCGGAAAUCUUCCGUGGUUCCCCAGUACCAUACCAUUCAGCGCGUGUUCCUGCGCUUCCGAGCAGAGCAGUUUUGUGUGGUUUUGAUUGUGCAAUUGGUGACCAGUUAAAGAGUGGUAUUAUAGCAACACGCCAAAAGGUGAGGGAGAGCGUGAAAGUUUAAGGCGAAGCGUUUAAAAUUAGUGGACCGUUCAAAGAGCGCGUAACGCGUUUACACAAAAAACAAGGUGAGCAGCUACUACUCUAACAAUCAAUCCAAUUAUCCGAAUCAAUUCCGGCGGUUCCAUUAUCUUAAAUCCAACAAGCCGCAUGUAGAUGAGUGCUUAUCGGCAAACCUCUUCAAUCAACUGGCCACCAGCGGCAAGCACUAGAAACGUUCAGGUGGUGAUUGGAAACAUACCAAACCGGUACGAACGCGGCAAGGCGUACACGCUGCAAGCCGUCCACGGCCGUAAGCUAUUAACCGCGGUACCGACCAGCCUGGCCAUUUACGGUGGGCUACCCAUCAUUACUUUGAGACCCCGGUACGCAAAAAACCGUCAAAACGAUUUAUCUUCGGCCGUACAAGGACAUCUUCCCGGGCGGUGGCCAUAACCAGCUAUCCUCGCUAUAUCCGCAACCCGUGAUGGAGCGCAGCGGAGGCGGUGGAGGCAGCGGUGGUGGCGGUUCCGGUGGUCCGACUCCGAGUAGCCUCGACACGAUGAAUGACUCGUCUGGCCUGUGCCUGCAGGAUCUGGUGGGCGUUAACGGUGGAACUGGUGCCGGUGGAGGCGGAAGUGCUAGUGGGACCGGUGGAGGUGGUGGAGCCGGGUCACUAGCGGAUCACCUGCAUGGUAGCGGUGCGCAUCACGGUACCCAUACGCAUCACAGUCUGCACGACGGACUGGUGAGUGGUGGUGUUAGCGUAUCGUCCGCCAUUACAAGCCUGAUGUCCCCGGGCGGCAUUAAUAGCGGUGGACUUGGUCACCUGCAUCACGGAGCACCUGAUCUGUCGGCGCACCAUCAUCAUCAUCACCACCAUCAUCAGCAUCAUCACUCAUCGGCGUUGCACGAACCGCUCGAGAAAUUGAAACUUUGGGCAGAAACUGGAGAUUUUCGAGAAAAUAGUCACACCGGAAUGACGUCCGUUAGCAGUAUUGACCACGCGCAAAUGGGGUUUCCAGCGUCUUCACCUCGCAAUAGAAGCACUCGGGAUCGAAAAAAUGACGUAUCUCGAUGUAUCAACGAAGCGUCGGUAAAGACGGAAAAUAUUAGCAGCGGAAUGUCACACGAGGACGGUACUGGAUCUGUCGCGCCCGGCACAACGAUCCAGCAGGACGGUAACGACGGUACCAAGAACGAUAAGAAAAAUAAACGCCAGCGACGCCAGCGGACACAUUUCACCUCACAGCAGCUGCACGAGCUUGAACAAACAUUCAGCCGCAACCGCUAUCCGGACAUGUCCACCCGAGAAGAGAUCGCCAUGUGGACCAACCUGACCGAGGCACGCGUUCGGGUAUGGUUUAAAAACCGACGGGCCAAAUGGCGCAAGCGAGAACGGAACCAGAUGAAUGCAAUUGCUGCGGCCGACUUCAAGAACGGGUUUGGGCCCCAGUUUGUGCAGCCGUUCGCCGACACCGACACGCUGUACUCGUCCUACACUUAUAACAACUGGGCGAAGGUACCGUCACCACUCGGUGCUAAAACGUUCCCGUGGACGGUGAACCCGCUCGGAACGUCGAUCGUGUCGACCAACCAUCACCAGAAUUCGAUCAACUGCUUCAACACGUCCGCUUCCUCGGUGGCAGCGGGUAUGGCCGGUACCGGCACGAUGCUACCGGCCAGCAUGGGUACCGGCCUGACUGGUACGUCUGGUGCGUCCGGUGUUUCGCCGACACCGUGCCCCUACACGACGCCUACCAAUCCGUACAUGUAUCAUCAUCGUGCUGCGGCCGAACCGUGCACAGCCAUGAGCUCCAGUAUCGCCACGCUCCGGUUGAAGGCAAAGCAGCAUACGUCCGGUUUCUCUAGUCCCUAUUCCGCGUCGUCUCCCGUGUCCCGCUCGAAUUCAGCCGGCCUGUCCGCCUGCCAGUAUGCGGGCGUCACGGAUACGGUCUGAAACGCGGCUAGUGCGAACAACAACCCGUUCGGCACACUGCUUCUAUUUGUGUCACAACCGUCGACAAUGCCACCGCCGUCACCCCCACUGUCCCUAAAGGCGGGGACACCGCAGGCAGCCACAGACGGACCCGGUGAUAGCUCCCCUAUCGCACACGCCCUUCACCAGCAUCAUCAGCAACAACAUCAUCUUUCACAUCAGUCACUGACUGCGUCACCAAUAUUUUCGCAUCCGAGAUCAGCGAGACAGCCACAAUAUCCAGAACAGCUAUAUACGCAUCAUCAAUAUCAUCGCCAUCAGUAUCCAAAUCAUCAACAGCAUCAGCAGCAGCAACACCAACAAUCAUCACACCACCAACAACAACAGCAACAUCAGUAUCAGCAGCAGUUAGCCUUCUCAACCUCCUUCGCCUCGGUCACUCCGCCGGAUCUGGAAAUGUCUGGAGACGUCGUACUGCACGGCGGUUCGAACGCUACCUCACCUACAUCCGCCGCAAUGGCUGCACUAUUUGUCGCCAAAGGACAACUGCCAACGCACGAGUACGGCACAGUUGGACGAGUAUGAUAACGGGCGAUGUCAAGGAAACGGUUGCGGCGUUGCAAGAAAUAAGAAGACCCACAACAUCCUAAGUACCCCAGUGCGGCUUCUCCCAAUACACGGUGUGAGCGAUGUAGAAAUAGAAUCAGACAGAUAAAGGUGGGAUAUAACUAAACAGCGAUGGAUGAGAAUUACGGAGAGGAAGAAAAGGAAGUUUGAGAGGGAAUUAGUAACUUACACAAUAGACAACAAAAUUACACAUUUUACCACACGCACAUACGCACGCAUUAAUGGAAGCAAAUACACUUUUUGCUUUGUCGCACUGUUUUGCAAUAGAAAAGAAGAGAAAGUUGUUGAACCAACAUUUGCAUUAACACCCUCUGACUUCUGACGUCCGACAGUGCAGAGCAAACAAGAUAAUAUUAGAACAGUUAUGUUUCAUCGGUGGCUUCUUGCAAGUGUACAAAUUAGUGAAAAUCUUUCCCACACCUAGCAUUAUACAUGGCAUGGGAAGAUUCUACUUAGUAUCAGACGUUCCAAUUUUUCUCCAGCUAUCACCAGCGUCUCAUGUUCUAUUUCCCUGUCUAAUUUGUAUACGGUUUGUGUGUAUAUGUGUAGCAAUCAUGUACAUCUUGACUAUACACCAAACGCUUCUACAUCAACUCUUUUUAUCCCCUUUAUGACCCAUAUCAGUGUCGUUCGGUAUAUUAAGUACGCAUAGGUUACGGUAACUGGGUGAACGAGUUCAAUCAUUUUUUCAGACAUCCUUUCCUGGUACGUUGUAACCAAUGGAGUACUUGAAGCCUCAAAAAACUUGGUUUAACUUUUUAUAUUUGAAAUAGUAAAUAAAUAGAGCUACGCUUGUUUGACAUACAACAAGAACGCUAACGCUUGCUCGUAGCUGUGAGUGGUGACGUAUUACGCAUAACGACAAAAAAUUAGUGAAUGACACUCACGAGCUGGAAUACCCUCCGUGUGUGUGUGUGUGUGUGUGUGUGUGUGUGUGUAUGUGUGUGUGUGUUUUUGGCAUGCUGUAAUCGAUAAAAAUGCCUCAUUUCUAAUUCCCAUCGAUUUGUACUCACUAUACUCACAAUCCCCAUCGAAUUGUGAGAUUUGUCCAUUGUCUCAAUAUUGGUGACAUAACAGGCGAGCAAGUUACCUGAAGGAGCUGUAUUUUCAUACUGUGUAUGGUUUUUGCAGCGAUGUUUGUCAAUGUGCCGAUGUUUGUCACUGCUAAUAAAUAUGUCAUUUAACAGAUAUAUUCGUUUUUUGUUUGCAUAAAAUAUUAUAUCAAAAGAUUCCAACAUAUUUUCAGAAGUUGAAGUUGGAUCAGCUUGCAUAAAUGUCACCUAAGUUUUUUUUCUUGGUAUUUUAAGAUUAAACCACACAUUGAUUAUGAGCUGCAUUUCCGAUUUUUCUAUGAAAUCGAGGGCUGAAGAGUAAAACACAAAAGAAAUAAACUUUACACAAUAAGAAGAAGAGUCUUUGCCUGUUCACUUAAAUAAAAUCAAUAAAAGUAAUAAUAAUAACAGUGCUAGUGCAAGAAAGGGAUGGAAAACAGGAAAAGGCGGUUUCAAUCGGACAGCGGUUUCCUUCGAAAUGAUCAAAGCGGGCGCGCUGAUGGGUUCGUUGAUUUAUUUAUUUUCAGUUUUACCUUUCCUCCACUCUCUAACCCUCUUUUUGCUGCCACCUUAAUCAGCAUGCUCAAAUACAUUUAUACAUACAUACAUACACACAAAAGCACGCACCCUAUCCCCUUGCUGUGCCAUGAAAUCGGGAAAGUGACAUCAAAAGAUUGCAACACAGGCGCACGUGAGUAGUUACCGACAGAAGCCAAUUUCACUCCACUCCAACCUCCCAGUUAAGCUACCCCACCCCUUUACAACCGCCCCCUCGCCAUACCUUUUGACCCUUGUUAUCGGUCUUAUCACACCGAAAAGGGGAUAAGUAAUUUUGAUAUCAAAAGUUAAUGUUCCCAUCGGACAAACGGGGUGCAAGGUUUGAGAGGGGUGCGUGUGUGUGGCGGAAAACGGAAGGUAUGUAUGACACAGCCACAAGGCGGCACUAGGCACAAAGCGCCAAAUCCUUCACCGGAGCCGGCUGUCGGCUGUCGGCUGUCGGCUUGUUUCAAGAAACCCCUAUUCGAUCAUUUCACUUCACCUACCAUGUCUGCUGCUUUUGCUGCUGCUACACCAUGCACCCACGCGAGUUUACCCACCCUUCUUCGCAUCUUUCCACCAACUUACACCUCCACCAUCUAUUCGAGAAGGUGUGAAAGAUGACUGUGCAGAUCAAGCGCGAGUUAAUUAAUUAAAGCGCUCACAACAAUCGAACCGAUGCGCACGAUCCGAGCACCGAGCACUGCAAAGCAAGCAUCAGUACACAUUGAUCUCUAUUUUGACAUUCGAAACUAGGCGACUUUCUCGUCAACCGAACUCCCACAGUGGUUUGGAUUUUUUAUUUUGUUUUCAUUGCAAAUACUACCAAAUUCAAAUACUAAUCAAACACAGUCUGAGUAAGGAGUACGAAACACAUAUACACGCACGAGCACUAUGAAAUACAUUUACGAAAAUACUCGGAUACGUCGGAUACACAAAUUGCUGGUACAAAAUUCAUUGGGUUCCGAGCCGCCCAAGUAGAAACUAAAAAUGCGCUCGAAGCUGUGAUACUUCAUCUCGGCAAAAUAAUACAACAAUAAAAAACGAAGACUAUUCUCUUCUUUUGGAAGAGUAAACAAAAAUUUAAAAAAAUAACCAUUAAUACCCACAAUACCCUAGAAAUGUCAUAUUUCUAGUGGCAUUUCGCUUUACCAAACACCAAACACCAUCAUAAUUCUUACACGAAAACAUAUGUACAAAACUCACAAACACGCAAACACACACAUACACACACACACACACACACACACACACACACACACACACACACACACACACACACACACACACACACAGACACACACACACACACACACACACACACACACACACACACGCAGAAGCUACCGAAUGCUCGUUUUACAUAUGCUAUUUUAUACAGUAAACAGUGGGGAAUAACCCAUACGAGAAAACAAUAACAAAACACAAAAAGCGAUCUAGGCGGCGGUGGUGUAUGUAUAUCCUCACAGAUUAAUGAAAAACAACAACUUAAAUGUUACAAAAAAAUGUAUGACCUUUAAAAACCACAUCAACAUACAGAACAAACAAACCCAACUUUACAAUACAGAUUAUAAUAAUUACUGCAGUACAUUUAACGGUAAUACUAAUAAUAAUAUAAAUGCUUUUAAUAAUAUCCUGAACAAAAACUAAUGGCAGAAAAUACUGAUUGCCAAAAUGAUCACUCAGAACUACACACCGUUGAGUGCAAAAUAAGCACAGAAGGGUAGAGAUGUUUUUUAAAAAGAUAUUUUGACCGUUUGUUCAUUUUACAUUUCUGCUCAAACAUCAACCAAGUAUAUGGUAUAUGAAAGAGUUCUGACAUCAGAUUAUACGAUUAAAACCCAUUUCUAAUAAUGAUAUUUGGGGUUCGUGCCACAACAAAACAAACAUGUAAAACUGUUUCUUCAUCAUUCACAUAGACCGCUGUGAAAAAUUGAAGGAGAAAGUAAAUGCUAUCUGAUCAACAGUUUCAGUUAUGUACAUACAAUGCAUGCGCAGAUAUCUUUUUCUUAAUCACUUCUUCAAACAAAAUUUUGGAUUGUGUGAUCAAAAAAAGAAAGAGAAAACAAUAUGUUGAUGUAGUGUAACAAAAGGUGCCAUAUUUUAUGUGCAAUACACUCGCCAGCAAAAUGUCCAUUCGUCCCCAUUAUUAUGUCCCAUUCUUCGUUUAUAAACAAAAGUACCACUGAAGAGAAAACAAAAGCAAAAUAAACGAAAAGAUGAUUACAAGGAGCUGUCGAAGAGGUUUUCGAUAGAAUUCGUAGCUAGCGGUGGUUUGAGAUUUUUUUUGUUUUUCGUUUUGUGUAUACAAUAUAAAGCGAGGCCUCGAUUGCUGUACGGCGAUUUUAACAUUCGAAAGGUGUAAAUUUGAGCUAAUGAAAAAAGAAACUGAAGAUUAGAAAAUCGUGUUCAACAUCAAGUGAACAACUACUACCGAACACGUACAUAAAUUAAGGCUUCCACAGGGCAGAUAGAUGACAGGACGAUAUACGACACACGGAAUUAUUUAGUAUAGAUCCUAGUGAACGAUAAUCAACCAGUGAGAGGAAUGCAUGCGUGCAUCUCGUGUCGAUCUUAUCAGCAAACCUCUAAAGAAGCUUCUACUCAGCAAGCCCACAACACUCAGGCACAAGCUCAAUUGAGAACGUUGUGUGUGCGUAGUGGCUUAAAUUAUUUCCAUUUAAAAAUGCAGACAUUAAAAAUACAAACAAAACAGCAACAAGAAAAACUAAUUCUCACUACAAUAUUUUAAAUUGACAAAAGUAAUCGAUUCUAGAGUAUAUGUAACGAGCAGUAAUGGAAACGAAACAUCACAUCUCGUCUAGUAAAACAUAAGCAAGAAUGAUCAAAGAGUAUAGCAAAAAGAUGCAAAAGCAGUGAAAGACAAAUAAGACAGUGGAACCAAACAUUUAAAAAACCAAAAAACAAACAAAAUGGACAGCCCUCUGUGUGUGCGUUUCAAGAGAGCAAGAGAGAGAGAGAGAGAGAGAGAGGAGAGAGAGAAAGUGAGAGAUAGAGAGAAAUAACAGAGUGGGUAAUAACAGGGAAACAGAAACAAACAAACAUACAAACAAGCUAUGAAAACAAACCAUUUGAUAAAAUGUUUUCUAAUUUGAGCGGAUAUUGGUAGGUAAGCACGCAUUCUUCGAUCCGAGCGCUCGUUCCCAAAAUGGCAAGGUAGAGAGGUAGGGCGCGUGUAGAGAGAUGUGUGCUACCAUAGUAGUAUAAUUAUGAGCUGUACAACACAGACGCUGCUUAGAUGCAAUCGGAAAACAUCCCUUCUUAAUAUUAGUACUUUGUAUUUAGUAAUUAAAACAAAUAUAUCUAUAUAUUAUUUGAA